CAUGGAAUUCUGUUCCUUAUUCUCAAUCAAUCUUCAAUUUGUUAAAUAUCGCUGAAAGUUUAACUGAAUCGAGCCAUAGUCAACAUCAGGUAUAUCAAGUGUAUUAUAUUGCUAAAUAUGUCAUCAAAGCAACAAAUUGAGGCAACUACUACAGCCACCUCAGAAGAGUGCAGAUAUACAUGGACGAUUAAUAAUUAUAAUUUAAUAAAAACGGAAGUAGGAGAAUCAAUAUCAUCUCCAAAAUUUUACGUUGGAAGUGAUAAUAAACAAUUUUUCAAGUUGGAUCUAUACCCCGAAGGUAAAGAAAGUGCAGGAUUCAUUUCUUUGUUUCUAACUUACGAAGGAACUGAUUCAACAAAGAAACCGGAUAAACUCAUAUGUAAAAGCACAAUAUAUGCUCUUAAAAAUAUGGACAUUCUAAGUUCAUGUGAAAUACAUCAAGAUUUUGUGAAAAGUCCAACUGGGGGUCCGUUAGAAUUUUUUGAACUGAAAAGUAAGUUCAAAUGGAUGAAAAAUUGUAACUAUUUUCUGCAGUGUAAAAGUUCUCACGGGUUAUGAAUCCUUACUGGGUUCAAAAAUCAUUAAAAAUGAAGAUGGGACCAAUAAUAUUGUAAAAUUCAACUUGUCAUUUCUCAGUGAAGAAUUAAGUGAUGUUGAGUUGAUAACUUCUGAUGAAAACUCCAUCCCAGCACACAAAGUCAUACUUGCUAUGGCUAGCCCAGUUUUUAAAGCAAUGUUUACCCAUGAUAUGUUGGAAAACAAGAACAACUCUGUUAAGAUAACUGACAUUUCUCACAAUGUCCUAAUUGAAAUGUUGCGAUAAAUUUACACUGGAGAUAUUACAAGUACUUCAAAAGACAUGAUUCUGGAGCUUUUAGCAGUGGCAGACCAAUAUCAAAUUGAUAAUUUGAAAAUUAAGUGUGCAAAAUUAUUACAAGCAGAUUUGUCUAUUAGAAAUGUAAUCGAUAUUCUAAUAGCUGCUCAUAAAUAUGGUGAGAAGAAUUUGGAAGAUAGCGCAUUAAAGUUUGUUGCUGAUAACGUACAACCAGUUGUUAAUUCUGAACAACUGAACCAAAUAACUGAUCCUGCUUUAUUACUUAGCAUUA
Trichogramma pretiosum is the source of this 1106-nucleotide messenger RNA. RefSeq lists its product as uncharacterized. The coding region runs from base 118 to 558 and encodes 146 amino acids. NCBI's taxonomy places the organism in Eukaryota, Metazoa, Arthropoda, Insecta, Hymenoptera, Trichogrammatidae. Gene Ontology annotation, molecular function: protein binding. The transcript has a single exon. The record is from RefSeq and is a predicted model, not a curated record.